Arachis ipaensis is the source of this 633-nucleotide messenger RNA. The record is from RefSeq and is a predicted model, not a curated record. NCBI's taxonomy places the organism in Eukaryota, Viridiplantae, Streptophyta, Magnoliopsida, Fabales, Fabaceae.
AUGCUAGGUCUUCCGCCGCCACCCAUCCUACUUUCCUAUAUAAGGGAGGCUGGAUUUGGGCAUGCAGUGGAGUUGAAGGACUUUUUGUUUGACAGGUGCUUGAUCUAUGCAAUUGUCGAGCAGUGGAGGCCGGAAACGUAUACAUUCCACCUUUUGUGGGGUGAGGCCAGCAUUACGCUUGAGGAUGUUGCCUACCACACUGGACUACGCACUGCCGGAGAGCCUGUUGGGGGUUGUACUAGAGACUUCCAGCGGUGGCAUGGGCACCCGACAUGGGAGUGGGCUGAGGACUUAUUAGGGGCCAGGCCGCCACCACCACAGCAGGAAGGGAGGCAGGUGUUUGCAGUCAGGAUGACAUGGCUCAGGAACCAAGUGGCACAUAUCCCUGAUGGGGCAUCCCCGGAGACUCUCAGGCAGUAUGCCCGAUGCUACCUCAUGAUGCUUAUUGGGGGGGUUUUUAUUCACGGACAAGUUGGCAACACUUGUGCCGUUGAGAUGGCUUCCACUACUAGAGGAUUUCGAUCGAUGCAGCCAGUUGUCAUGGGGGUCCGCACUUCUCUGGAUCGUGACAGACAUUGCAGGUUGCAUGCCUCUUCUUUUAUCAUGGAUAUACCACAGGUUUCCGUGCUUUAG